GAUCAAGCUCGCGAAGCAACUCGUUGCGUUGGAACGGUGCCUACCGUCGCGCCCAUUUGUUAUCUACAGUACCACCACUGCUAUAUUUAAUGUCGGUUGGUCGCCCCCUCCGUCACGUCUCCGAUCUUGUGUGACCGAGUGCUUCUCGCUGCUUUCCCUUUGACCUGCAGGACGACUUUGUUUCCUGUAGAGGCACGAAACAUACCUUGUCGUCAACAAAAUGUCUUCCAUCGAGCCUACCAGCUCCGACUCCGGGACGCCCUCCAAAGAUGUCGAUAUUGAGAAGCUCCCCGGCGUCAACGAAACGGUCGAGCCUGAGGUCCGCCAUGGCAGCGUCACCCCAGCAUAUGAAAUAGCAAAAGCAAGACACAUUCAAAACAGCUUCGCGCCUCUUCGCUGGUUGAGCAGAGGCGAGACAUGGCUCGACGAAAAGAUGGGCAUCGAAACCCAGGGUAUCGAUCGUAUCCCGGAAGAAGAGAAACGUCCUCCCGCCCUCAUCAACACCUUUUUCAUGUGGUUUUCAAUGACUUGCCACGUGGGAACCCUCCCGCUCGGUGUGCUGGGUCCCGAAUUUGGCUUGACUCUCGGUCAAUCCGUCUCGGCCGUGGUGGUUGGCACCAUCUUGGGAGCGCUCUGCACGGCUUACACCGGGACUCUGGGACCCAAAACUGGACUUCGUCAAAUCGCUACAUCUCGAUAUUCCUUCGGUUUCUGGGGCGCCAAACUUUGCAGUGUUCUUAAUGUGAUUGUUGGCGGCGGUUUCGCUGUGGUCAAUGUGGUCAUCACUGGCCAGAUGCUCAGCGCCGUUUCCGACUACUCGAUGACCAUCGCUGUGGGCUGUGUGAUUGUUGCCAUAGUCUCCUACGUGGUCUCGGUCUUUGGCUUCGCAAUCAUCCACACGUUUGAGAAGUACAGCUGGAUUGCGUCCUUCAUUCUCCUCUGCGUCUUGAUCGGUCAGGCUGGGCCGCAUGUCGGACCCAAUGCGCCUGGAUUCCCGGCCUCAAACCUGGAGGUCGCUGGUUCAUGGCUCAGCUUCAUGGCCAUUUGCUUCUCCAGCUCAUCGGGCUGGUGUUCGAUCGCUGCCGACUACUACUGCAACUACCCCGCGAGCACCAAAACAUGGAAGAUUUUCUUCCUCACUUUGGCCGGUAUCACCAUCCCGACGGUCUUUGUGACUGUCAUUGGGUCCUGCAUUGGCAACGCGGCCAUUCUGAACGCAUACCCCCCUUAUGCGGAUGCUUAUGAAAACCACGGCCUGGGUGGCUUGUUGCGCGAGAUCUACCAUCCAGUGGGCUGGGCCAAAUUCUGCUUGGUUAUCCUCACAUUCAGCGUUUUGGGCAAUAACAUCGCCAUCAACUACUCCUCUGGUCUCUCUAUCCAACUUCUCGGUCACUACUUCCACGCCGUGCCCCGAUUUAUCUGGUCCUUUUUGGUCGCUUUGGUAGUGGCGCUGCUCGCUAUUGCUGGCAAGGACCACUUGUCGAACAUUGUCUCUGAUUUCGUGUCUUUGCUGGGCUACUGGACUAUCUCCUUCACCUUCAUUCUUCUGAUUGAGGACCAAUGGUUCCGCAAGCGAUCGGGCGAGGGCUACAACCUCGAAGUGUGGGAUAUGCCCGAUAAGCUGCCAUGGGGUGCAGCGGCUGUCUUCUCGCUCCUGGCGGGUUACCUGGCUGGUGGUUUGCCCGGUAUGGCGCAAGUUUGGUAUGUCGGCCCUAUUGCAGCCAAAUUCGGACCGUACGGCGGUGAUGUCGGUAUCUACAUGUCCGGCGCCAUCACUCUGGUCUGCUAUUUCCCACUGAGAUAUCUGGAGAGGAAGUACACUGGGAGGUAAAAGCGCCGUCUGUGAUAUAGGGCACCUCCUAGAAAGUAACUAAUUCACCACGACCACCACCAUACUACCACACCACCUUUAUGUACUUUGAUAGUCUCCAAAACCAUCUAGCAGUUUUGAUUGGUCUAGUAGCCUAAAGCUGCACAUAGCGGUCGGAAACGCCAUUCCGCCAAAAAGACAAUUCCAGAUUUCGUUUUUCUUUGCC
Messenger RNA from Cladophialophora immunda, 2036 nucleotides. RefSeq lists its product as uncharacterized. The transcript is spliced from 2 exons. Gene Ontology annotation, cellular component: fungal-type vacuole membrane; plasma membrane. NCBI's taxonomy places the organism in Eukaryota, Fungi, Ascomycota, Eurotiomycetes, Chaetothyriales, Herpotrichiellaceae. The record is from RefSeq and is a predicted model, not a curated record. Gene Ontology annotation, molecular function: transmembrane transporter activity. Bases 221 to 1831 code for a protein of 536 amino acids. Gene Ontology annotation, biological process: transmembrane transport.